AUGGAUGAAGAGGCUGAUGUAUCAAUAGUGCCUUGCAAAGUGGUCACUGCAGUCUGCAGGUGGCCAAUGGUUGUCUGUAAAUUUGACAUCAAUGCACUCAACUCAUCCAUGGGUGAUGUUGCUUCAGAAUUUUGCUGGCAUCGACCUGAAAUAACAAGGACAUUAUUGGGAGGGGAGCUAUCCCAAUGGCAAGAAUGUCUGGAUGACAGAUCUUCUUCUACCUUCUACAACUUUAUCACAUGUCUGUGGAUCAAGAAAUAUGGGUGGUUUUUUGACCAUUGGUUUGACCUUGACGAAGACACUCCUGAUCUGGAGGAUGAUGAACUGGACUUCAAAGAAGCGCAAGCUCUAGAGGAAAAUGAGGAUUUUGAGGGUGGAAUGCAAGCACUCACUUAUUUUGUACCAAAGCUGCCCUGGAAGCCCCAAAUUCUGCAGUGCUAUUCUGGGCUAUACUACCAAGAGGGCAUCAAGUCAAAUGCAGACCUGGAGUUUCAGUGGAAGUUGACAGUGUAUCAACAAGAGUUGAAGCAGUGGGAGGAGGAGAUGAAGGUUAUAUGUACUGCUGAAAAGAUACCACCUGUCAAGCUCAAAGCACCCUCCCAUCUAUCAGUUCAGAAUGAAAUCACGCACAUGUUGUGGAAUGCUGAGUCUCAGGAGUUCUGUGAUGAGGUAGAGGGAAAGAUGAUGGACAAGUAUUGUGAAGCAUUAGAGACUCACAAGAAGGUGAUUGAGCAGGGAGGAUCAAAUCAGCUGACUGCUGAGAACUAUCACGCAUAA
Messenger RNA from Suillus paluster, 777 nucleotides. RefSeq lists its product as uncharacterized. NCBI's taxonomy places the organism in Eukaryota, Fungi, Basidiomycota, Agaricomycetes, Boletales, Suillaceae. The record is from RefSeq and is a predicted model, not a curated record. The transcript is spliced from 3 exons. The coding region runs from base 1 to 777 and encodes 258 amino acids.